Molecule: messenger RNA, 697 nt
Organism: Paramecium pentaurelia
Lineage: Eukaryota; Ciliophora; Oligohymenophorea; Peniculida; Parameciidae
Source: the annotation of a GenBank genome assembly
UAAUGUCUGGAAUUUUUGAAUAUAAUGGUGGAUCCAUAGUUGGAAUGAAAGGAAAAAAUUGCAUUGCUAUGGCUUGUGAUAGAAGAUUCGGUUAACAAAUGUCUACUAUCACAACUAAUUAUCAAAAAGUGUUUAAGAUUCAGGACAACAUUUUAUUAGCAUUAUCAGGUCUCAAUACAGACAUUCACACAUUGUAAAUAAUUAUAUAUAUAUAUAUUAGUUAUGCAUUGAUGGAGAAGGAGAUCAAUUUAUAUAAUUUAAAAGAAAAUAGAAAAAUGAAACCAACCACAUUUGCAAAUUUAGUUGCAUCUGCAUUAUAUGAAAGAAGGUAUGAAUUCUUAAUUAAGAUUUAAGAUUUGGACCAUUCUUUGUUACUCCAAUAGUAGCUGGUCUUGAAAAUGGUAAACCAAUAUUAGCAACAUAUGAUUCUAUUGGAUGUAAAUCAGAUUUGGAUGAUUUUUAGGUUGGAGGAACUGGAGGAAAUUAGUAUAUAUUUUAUAAAUAAUAUUUAGUAUUUAUGGUGCAUGUGAAGCAUUCUUUAAACCAGAUAUGAAUCCAGAAGAAUUAGAGGAAGUUAUUGGAUAAAGUUUAGUGAGUGGUUGUGAUAGAGAUGCCUUAUCUGGAUGGGGAGGAGUUGUAUACGUAUUGACAGAGUAGAAGUUAACAGUCAAAAUAUUAAAGACCAAAUAAACCUGAU